Bicyclus anynana (squinting bush brown) is the source of this 2969-nucleotide messenger RNA. Its product is annotated as sodium-coupled neutral amino acid transporter 9 homolog. The record is from RefSeq and is a predicted model, not a curated record. Gene Ontology annotation, biological process: amino acid transmembrane transport. The coding region runs from base 239 to 1843 and encodes 534 amino acids. The transcript is spliced from 12 exons. Gene Ontology annotation, molecular function: amino acid transmembrane transporter activity. NCBI's taxonomy places the organism in Eukaryota, Metazoa, Arthropoda, Insecta, Lepidoptera, Nymphalidae.
UAACUUAGUAGCAACUUAGCAACCUUUGUGAACGUAGUGCCUAUAUUUAUUUUAAAACGGACCAUUAAUAAUAAUUUUCACUUUAUAUAAAAGCAAUAGAUCAUUUUUAAAUAUUAAUGUACAUUUAAUCAAAAUUUUCGUAUUAACAAAAUAAUGUUUUGUAAUUAACUUACUAGGUAUCUACUUGGUUGUGUUUACCUGUCUUUGUACUUAAUUAAACGAUCUCAAUAUCUUAAACAUGCGGUUAAUAAGAGAGAGUGUGAAAAAUAGCGAAAUUGAUUCGACGGCUAGUUCUUUAAAAUCUACUGACAGUUUUGGAGUGUUCGGAAGCGCGUGUUCCGACUGCUCCGACUGUGAGUAUUGUGACGUCCAGGAACAACAAAAUAAAUACUGCAAUGUGUCGAGUUCAAGCUGCACCAACCUCAGCUUCUACAGCGCGACCGACGAGAGGCAUCCGCUGCUCUUCAGCCACAACCUCACCAACACAUACAAGACUAACAGCAGCAGCUCAGAUACAUUGGGUCCCGGCGAGCUAUCAGCAAGCGAUAUAAUAGCGACAUACAAAAAGUCGUUUCAAAAAAGUGUCAUAAUAGAAAAGACGAAACAAAGUUCACUAGUUACAAUUUUCUCAAUAUGGAACACAAUAAUGGGUUCCUCUCUGCUGACGAUGGCCUGGGGCGUGCAGCGCGCGGGGCUGCCCACCGCUCUGUUCCUAUUGGUGUUCAUGUCGGCGCUCUGUCUCUACACCGCGUACUUACUGCUCAGAGUCAACUAUCAUCAUGGUAGUGAGACGUGCGAGGUGCCAGCGCUGUGCCGCGUACUGCUGGGCGCGGGCGCGGCGGCUGUGGCGCACGCCUUCAGCCUGAUGGUGCUGCUGGGCGCCAGCGUGCUGUACUGGCUCCUCAUCACCAACUUCCUCUACUACACCGUCAUUUACCUCAUGGACCUAGGCUCGCCCCACGGCGCCGUCUCCAACGCAUCAGUCCUCUGUCCCUCCCAGACGCUCGGCCCCUCCGCACCCCUCGCCGCGCCCUCCCCGUACUGGGGGCUGCACACCACCGUGCCCUUCUACGUGGCCAUAGUCGUUUUCCCACUUCUGAACUUCACCAAGGUCUCCUUCUUCACGAAGUUCAAUUCUUUAGGAACGCUGUCAGUGUUCUACCUCAUAAUCUUCAUAAUAGUGAAAUGCUGGUCGUGGGGCGCCCACGUGGGCGACAUGUUGGACGCCCACGUGGGCGGCGACGCGGCCGUGCUGAGCGGCAUGCUCGCGCUGUCCUUCUACAUACACAACAUCAUCAUCACCAUCAUGAGCAAUAACGCGCGACAGGAGAAAAAUGGCCGAGAUCUGACGAUAGCGUUCCUGCUGGUGACAGUGACGUACGCGUUGGUCGGCGUCGUGUUCUACGUCUGCUUCCCGCUCGCCAAGUCUUGCAUAGAAGAUAACAUUCUUAACAACUUCGACAUGCAUGACGUUAUGACUGCGAUAGCCAGAGCGGUUUUACUCUUUCAGGUGAUCACCGUGUACCCGCUGGUGGUGUUCAUGCUGCGCUGCGAGGCGGCGCAGCUGAGCGCGCGGGCGGCGGCGCGGGGCUCCGUGCUGGCCCUCAACGUGGCGGUGGUGGCGCUGUGCAUACUUGUGGCGUGCGUGUGUCCCAAUAUUGGCACCAUCAUCAGGUACACAGGCGCUAUAAGCGGUCUGGUGCAUGUAUUCGCACUACCGGCUCUCCUGCACAUGCGUUCGCUGCAGCUGCGUGGUCAACUCACACUGUGGAAGGGACUGCUCUACUUCGCCAUCAUCGUGUUCGGCACUGCCAACUUGGUGAUGCAGUUCUUUAUUGCAUAGCUAAGUUGCACGUUGUUGAGUACCUCCACAAAGUAUGAGCUCUUAAUAUUGGUGGGUACGUUUGUAGUCUGGCAAGUUCGUUGAUGACACUCCCAUGAUAUGCGGGCGACGGAGGGAAAGACUGCGACUGCGCCGGUGUGAAAUCGAGCGCGCGGGGAAAUGAGGUUUUUCAUUCGCGCGGACCGUCGGGAGCGUUAAGUUGCCAAGUUAUAGGCAACCAAAAAAUAAAGUAACUUCAAAAAUACUCAUCCAGCAUGUCAGAGAAGGAUAUAGAUAUAUAUCUAUUUGGCUGUAACGUAAUGGGAGGGUUCCAAAGUUACAUAAUGAAACCCUUAUUUCAAUAUACAAGCCACAAGCGCGGUUAAUUUUUCACUUAUUUUAAAUGACAUUGAGUUGAGAGAAAAACUGUACUCUAGUUAAAAGGCACAGAUUAAACAAUAAUAGGCAGAUAGAGCGUACGGCACACGAUACGGUGUCGUAGCCGCUCCAAAUACAAAUUUCAAAAACGAAUAAAUUCUCGAAUCCGUACGACACGAAGCGUCGCAUCAGUAAAGUUCAAUAUCCUUCAAGAAAAUGGCAUCUUAUGUUUUUAAAUAUUUUGUAAACUGUUUACAAAAACUAAAGAAAUAAGAUGGAGUAUUUUUAGUGGUAAUUAUUGAUUAAUAAAUUAAUUUAAGUAAUUGUUGUUAGUGUUAAAUUUUUAAAUACAAAUUAUGAAAAGUUUGUAUAUACGUAUGUCAAGGAGACGCUGUUUUUUGUGGGUUUCACAGCUUCACUGCGAUGCUUGUUAAGACUUCUGUAUGAUCUUUAUUCUGUGUUAAAAGUUUGUAUAUGCGUAUGUCAAGGAGACGCUGUUUUUUGUGGGUUUCACAGCUUCACUGCGAUGCUUGUUAAGACUUCUGUAUGAUCUUUAUUCUGUGUUAAAAGUUUGUAUAUGCGUAUGUCAAGGAGACGCUGUUUUUUGUGGGUUUCACGGCUUCACCGCGGUGCUUGUAAAGACUCAUUCUGUAUGAUCUUUAUUCUGUGUUAAAAGGUGUGAAUAUUUUAAUUUUCAACUUCCACUAUUUGUAUCACAAAUGUAGGCUUUAAUUUUAAGUUUCUAGUCAAUAAAACAAUAUCUAAGUUA